Molecule: messenger RNA, 510 nt
Organism: Rhizophagus irregularis DAOM 181602=DAOM 197198
Lineage: Eukaryota; Fungi; Glomeromycota; Glomeromycetes; Glomerales; Glomeraceae
Source: RefSeq, a predicted model, not a curated record
AUGCCUUCUGUAAGUGUAAAAGUUACAUUAAGUAGUAGAAAAGAAAUACUUAGAUGGCAGAUACAUCUUGUUAUUGAAAAUCCUUCAUUGUAUGAUUUUUUUCCAAAAGUAGGAAAUUCGAUAAAAAGGGAGUUUGUUGAUGUUAAUAUUCAAUGUGAGCUUAAUGAAAUUUUACAGACUUUUGGGAAUUUUAUUUUAUUUGAGUUACAAAUUCCAGAAGACUAUCAACCAUCUUCUAUACAAAGAGAAAACAAUGCAUUUAAAAAAGGAAAACUUGCUGCAGAAUCAACAGGAAAAUCUUUUAUAAAUUAUUUAUGGAAUUCUAUAUGGUAUGUAGAUAUGUGUGGUGUUGAAAAAUUAAAAGGAAGGUCAAUAUAUCCCUCUAAAGAAUUUGAAGAAUUUUUUAAUAGAUCAGAUCCAUCAAACUAUAAAAAUGCUAGGCCAAAGUUUAAUUAUGAUUGUUUAAAUCGACAUGCAAAUUUACUUUUUGGACAUUUGAAUACGCCAUAG